This is a messenger RNA of Elaeis guineensis (African oil palm), 4409 nucleotides long. The record is from RefSeq and is a predicted model, not a curated record. NCBI's taxonomy places the organism in Eukaryota, Viridiplantae, Streptophyta, Magnoliopsida, Arecales, Arecaceae.
AAAUUGUCCAGAAAACGAAAACAAAAGCGUAAGACUAAGAGGAGAAAGAAGAGUGGCAGUGUCUAACGACGGGAGAGAUCUCAUCGUGGAGCCUUCUCCCCUUCGCUUUCUCUUGGCGACGGCGAUCUUGUCUCCGGCAGAGAUCGCUUCCUCCCGAUCUCUCUUCGUCUUCAUCCCCCCAACCAUCUCUCCUCCUUCUCUCUCUAGAUCCAGAUCUCAGAUCCGGGUGUCAGGGCCCUUCUACUUUCGCCGUUUCUCGGUUCCAGAUCCCGCUCGUAAAUCCGAGCCCUAAUCCUAACGCUGACAUCUGAUUGCUUCCAAUCUAAUCUGGAUUCUUUCGAUUGGUUUGUUUCGAUCUCGCAGACUUCUUGUGGUAGUUAGGGUUUCCGGAGAUCCGGUGGGUUAAGGAGGCGGCGGAAGCGAAGAAGCAAGGGAGGGAGACAUGCUGACCAAGUUCGAGACGAAGAGCAAUCGGGUGAAGGGGCUGAGCUUUCACAGCAAGCGGCCCUGGAUCCUCGCCAGCCUCCACAGUGGCGUGAUCCAGCUAUGGGACUACCGGAUGGGCACCCUCAUCGACCGAUUCGACGAGCACGAUGGACCCGUGCGCGGCGUUCACUUCCAUAAAUCUCAGCCCCUUUUCGUCUCGGGAGGAGAUGAUUACAAGAUCAAGGUCUGGAAUUACAAGACCCAUCGGUGCCUAUUUACCCUUCUUGGGCAUCUUGAUUACAUUCGUACAGUUCAAUUUCACGAUGAGUAUCCAUGGAUUGUUAGUGCUAGUGAUGACCAGACUAUUAGAAUCUGGAACUGGCAGUCUCGGACAUGCAUUUCAGUGUUAACAGGGCAUAACCACUAUGUUAUGUGUGCCUCUUUCCAUCCAAAGGAGGACCUGGUUGUAUCGGCUUCCCUGGAUCAGACAGUCCGGGUAUGGGAUAUUGGUGCAUUGAGGAAGAAAACAGUGUCACCAGCUGAUGACAUCUUGCGCCUGAGCCAGAUGAACACGGAUCUGUUUGGUGGCGUUGAUGCUGUUGUCAAGUAUGUCUUGGAAGGUCAUGAUCGUGGAGUCAAUUGGGCAUCGUUUCAUCCUAGCCUGCCUCUCAUUGUGUCAGGAGCAGAUGAUAGACAAGUGAAACUAUGGCGAAUGAAUGAUACAAAGGCUUGGGAAGUGGACACGCUGAGAGGGCACAUGAAUAAUGUCUCUUGUGUAAUGUUCCAUGCGAAGCAGGAUAUUAUCGUGUCAAACUCAGAGGACAAAAGUAUUCGCAUUUGGGAUGCCACGAAACGCACUGGAAUUCAGACAUUUCGCCGUGAACAUGACCGUUUCUGGAUUCUCACUGCACAUCCAGAAAUGAACCUUCUUGCAGCUGGUCAUGACAGCGGUAUGAUUGUUUUUAAGUUGGAAAGAGAGCGCCCUGCCUUCUCUGUGAGUGGAGAUACUCUCUUCUAUGUCAAAGAUCGGUUCUUGCGGUUCUAUGAGUUUUCAUCCCAGAAGGAUAAUCAAGUGGUUCCAAUCAGAAGGCCUGGUUCUGUCAGCUUGAAUCAGGGACCCAGAACACUGUCCUACAGCCCUACGGAAAAUGCUGUCUUGCUCUGCUCUGAUGUGGAUGGUGGUUCAUAUGAACUUUAUAUUGUUCCCAAAGAUUCUGCUGGAAGGGGUGAUUAUAUGCAGGAAGCAAAGAAGGGAGCUGGGGGCUCAGCUGUUUUUGUAGCUCGCAACAGGUUUGCAGUUCUCGACAAGAGUAACAAUCAAGCAUUGGUGAAGAAUCUUAAGAAUGAGAUUGUGAAGAAGAGUCUUCUUCCUGUUGUUACUGAUGCGAUAUUUUAUGCCGGGACAGGCAAUCUGUUGUGCAGGGCGGAGGAUAGAGUGGUCAUAUUUGAUCUCCAACAGAGGCUUAUUCUUGGGGAACUUCAGACCCCAUCUGUCAAGUACAUUGUUUGGUCAAGCGACAUGGAGUCUAUUGCCUUGUUGAGCAAACAUGCAAUAGUUAUUGCUAGCAAGAAACUUGUACACCGCUGCACACUUCAUGAGACAAUCCGUGUGAAAAGUGGUGCCUGGGAUGAGAAUGGCGUCUUUCUUUAUACAACCUUAAACCAUAUUAAGUACUGUCUUCCUAAUGGGGACAGCGGAAUAGUAAGAACCCUUGAUGUUCCUGUUUACAUAACCAAGGUUUCUGGGAGCAAUAUCUAUUGCUUGGAUCGUGAUGGUAGGAAUAGGGUUAUAUCAAUUGAUGCUACAGAAUACAUAUUCAAGCUUGCCCUUCUGCGAAAAAGAUAUGACCAUGUGAUGAGCAUGAUCAGGAAUUCACAGUUAUGCGGACAGGCUGUGAUCGCAUAUCUGCAACAGAAAGGUUUCCCUGAAGUAGCUCUCCAUUUUGUCAAAGAUGAGAGAACCCGAUUCAACCUUGCUCUUGAGAGUGGUAACAUCCAGAUUGCUGUUGCUUCCGCAAAGGAGAUAGAUGAGAAAGACUACUGGUACAGGUUAGGCAUUGAGGCUCUUCGACAGGGAAACACCAGUAUUGUGGAAUAUGCAUACCAGAGGACGAAGAACUUUGAGAGGCUGUCUUUUCUCUAUCUUGUAACGGGAAACAUGGAAAAGCUGUCCAAAAUGUUGAGGAUAGCUGAGAUUAAAAAUGAUGUGAUGGGCCAGUUCCACAAUGCGAUGUAUCUAGGUGACAUUGAGGAACGUGUCAAGAUCUUGGAGAAUGCUGGCCAUUUGCCUCUUGCAUAUGUCACAGCUGCCACUCAUGGGCUUACUGACGUAGCGGACAGGCUUGCAGCUGAAUUGGGAGAUAAUGUCCCCUCUAUACCUGAAGGAAAAGUCAGUUCUCUCCUUAUGCCACCUCGACCGCUUAUGUGCAGUGGGGAUUGGCCAUUAUUAAGGGUCAUGAGAGGUAUUUUUGAAGGUGGAUUGGAUAGUCUUGGGAGGACAGGCAAUGAGGAAGAAGAAGAAGCUAGUGGUGCUGACUGGGGUGAUGAGGAUUUGGACAUUGUUGAUGUUGAAGGUGUGAUUCAGAAUGGCGAUAUUGUAGCAGAAGUUGAGGAUGGUGAAGCCAAUGAAGAGAAUGAUGAGGAAGGAGGUUGGGACCUUGAAGAUUUGGAGCUACCGCCGGAUGUGGAUACACCGAAAGCUAACCCCAAUGCUCGUUCAUCUUUGUUUGUUGCUCCUACACCAGGCAUGCCAGUAAGUCAAAUAUGGAUUCAGAAAUCAUCUCUGGCAGGGGAGCAUGUGGCUGCUGGAAAUUUUGAUACUGCCAUGCGCCUGCUUAGCCGGCAAUUGGGAAUAAAGAACUUUGCUCCCUUAAAGCCAUUGUUUAUGGAUCUUUACGUGGGUAGCCACACAUAUCUUCGUGCUUUUGCUACGGUGCCUGUGAUAUCAACUGCUGUUGAGAAGGGAUGGAACGAGUCUGCCAGCCCUAAUGUGAGGGGUCCACCAGCACUUGUUUUUAAGUUUUCUCAGAUGGAUGAGAAGCUUAAGGCUGCUUACCGUGUCACAACAGAGGGAAAGUUUCCAGAGGCUUUGCGGCAGUUUCUCAGUAUCCUGCAUACUAUCCCACUUAUGGUGGUGGACUCAAGGAGGGAAGUUGAUGAAGUGAAGGAGCUUAUUGAGAUAGCCAGAGAAUAUGUCCUGGGCUUGAAGAUUGAAGUCAAAAGAAAGGAAAUGAAGGAUAAUGCAAUUCGGCAGCAGGAGUUAGCAGCUUACUUCACCAACUGUAAACUUCAAAAGAUUCAUAUGAGACUUGUGCUUGCAAGUGCAAUGAGUAGCUGUUACAGGGGAGGGAGCUUCGCUACAGCAGCAAAUUUUGCUAGGAUGCUUUUGGAGAAUAGCCCACCUGAAGCCCAAGCGAAGAAGGCUAGGCAGGUGUUGCAGGCCUGUGGUGAUAAGAAGGAUACUAAUCAGCUGAAUUAUGAUUUCAGGAACCCAUUUGUGGUUUGUGGGGCUACUUUUGUUCCGAUCUACCGUGGGCAGAAGGAUGUUUCCUGCCCAUAUUGUGGGGCCCGCUUUGUGCCAGCCAUAGAGGGGCAGAUUUGUGCUGUUUGUGAGCUUGCGGUGGUGGGUGCAGAUGCAUCAGGCCUGCUCUGUUCUCCUACACAGACAAGAUAGAAAGGGUCAAUUUCAUGCUGGCAACUGCUUGAAGCCUUUUUGGAACUAAAUACCCUAUCACAUCCCAGAUUCCCACUCACGCAAUAAAGUUGUUGUUGCAACUAAUAGAUGUGUCAUAGGCUCAUCCGCCUGGAGACACAAUUUGAACAGUGAAUAAUUUUUAUAUCACCAAAAUGACCUUGGGAGGCUGGAAAUGAUAAUAAUUGAUACCUGUGCCAAUUAACAAUAUUGGCCAUUAAAUGUACUGCUUAUUUUGUGUCGUGUGGUUGUUCUUGUUCAACUUUUUGUCAACCGAAACCUCUUGCUUUCA